ACAGCCCUCUGUCGACAGAGUUAUGUUUCCCUGCGCCUCCAGCAGUGACGUUCAAGGACACCCGUCGGCCUGGAUGGACGCACACAGCCGCCUCGACAGCUCCGGCGGCGCUCGGCGGCGGAGGGCGCGAGCGGGACCGUGGCCCCCGCUGUGACCCGUGGCGGAAGCCCGGCGCCUGGCUUCUAACGGCCGAGCCGGAGACCGGUCGCCGCAGGCCCCUCCCCCUGUGGCCACGUCCCGGCCCGGGCCAGCCCCCGGCUCGCGCCUAGCGGCUCGGAACUGCGGCCCGCCGAGGCUCCGCCCCGUGAGUCCUGCUCCACCGGCCGCCCGCCCGGCCCGGUGGGCGCGGGGCCGCCUCUCCUGGCUGGCGGCAGCGACUUGGUGACCUUGAACCCAGAGCCCCAGAGGGGAACCCACUGACCCCACAAGGGUGCAGACUUUGCCCAGCGCGAGGGGCGGAGCGGACCGGGUGUCCGCAGACAGACCGGGACGAUGUUAGCCUUUGCUGCCAGGACCGUGGUGAAGCCCCUGGGCCUCCUCAAGCCCUCCUCCCUGAUGAAGGUUUCUGGUCGCUUCAAGGCCCACCAGGAUGCAUUGCCGAGGCUGCCCGUGCCCCCACUCCAGCAAUCCCUGGACCAUUACCUCAAGGCACUGCAGCCCAUCGUGAGUGAGGAAGAGUGGGCCCACACCAAGCAACUGGUGGACGAAUUUCAGAGCUCAGGGGGUGUAGGGGAGCGCCUGCAGAAGGGAUUGGAGCGCAGGGCCAAGAAAAUGGAGAACUGGCUGUCGGAGUGGUGGCUGAAGACGGCCUAUCUCCAGUACCGCCAGCCCGUGGUCAUCUGCUCCAGCCCAGGAGUGAUGCUGCCCAAGCAGGACUUCGUGGAUCUGCAGGGGCAGCUCCGGUUCGCUGCCAAACUCAUCGAGGGUGUGCUGGAUUUCAAGUCCAUGAUUGACAACGAGACCCUGCCGGUCGAGUUCCUGGGGGGAAAGCCGCUGUGCAUGAACCAGUACUAUCAGAUCCUGUCCUCUUGCCGUGUGCCGGGCCUUAAGCAGGACUCCGUGGUGAAUUUCUUAAAGACAAAGAAGCCGCCCAUGCACAUAACCGUGGUGCACAACUACCAGUUCUUCGAGCUGGAUGUGUACCACAGCGACGGGACGCCCUUCACCUCGGAUCAGAUCUUCGUGCAACUGGAGAAAAUCUGGAACUCGUCACUGCAAACUAACAAAGAGCCCGUUGGCAUCCUUACCUCCAACCACCGCAACACCUGGGCCAAGGCCUACAACACCCUCAUCAAAGACAAAGUAAACCGGGAGUCGGUGAGCUCCAUCCAGAAGAGCAUCUUCACCGUGUGCCUGGACAAGCCAGUGCCCAGAGUCUCAGACGAUGUCUACCGCAGCCACGUCGCCGGCCAGAUGCUCCAUGGCGGUGGCAGCAAGCUCAACAGUGGCAACCGCUGGUUCGACAAGACGCUGCAGUUCAUUGUGGCAGAAGAUGGAUCCUGUGGGCUAGUCUAUGAGCAUGCAGCAGCAGAAGGGCCCCCCAUUGUCGCUCUUGUGGACCAUGUCAUGGAGUAUACGAAAAAGCCUGACCUUGUGCGGUCUCCUAUGGUGCCCUUGCCCAUGCCCAAGAAGCUGCGGUUCAACAUAACCCCUGAGGUCAAGAAUGACAUCGAGAAAGCCAAGCAGAACAUCAGCAUCAUGAUCCAGGACCUGGACAUCGUGAUGCUGGUAUUCCAUCACUUUGGAAAGGACUUCCCCAAGUCAGAGAAGCUAAGCCCUGAUGCCUUUAUCCAGCUAGCCCUGCAGCUGGCAUACUACAGGAUCUAUGGACACUCAUGUGCCACAUAUGAAAGUGCUUCUCUGCGCAUGUUUCACCUGGGCCGCACUGACACUAUCCGCUCAGCCUCCAUGGACUCACUGGCCUUUGUCAAAGGCAUGGAUGACUCUAAUGUGCCGGAGCACGAGAAGGUGGAGCUGCUUCGGAAGGCCGUGCAGGCCCACAGAGCCUACACUGACCGGGCCAUCCGAGGAGAGGGCUUUGACCGGCACCUGCUGGGACUGAAGCUGCAAGCCAUUGAGGACCUGGUGAGCAUGCCCGACAUCUUCAUGGACACCUCUUAUGCCAUUGCUAUGCACUUCAACCUUUCUACCAGCCAGGUGCCUGCCAAGACAGACUGCGUCAUGUGCUUCGGACCGGUGGUCCCAGAUGGUUAUGGCGUCUGCUACAACCCCAUGGAGGCCCACAUCAACUUCUCCGUGUCGGCCUACAACAGCUGUGCUGAGACCAAUGCCGCACGCAUGUCUCACUACUUGGAGAAAGCUCUGCUGGACAUGCGCACUCUGCUGCAGAACCACCCCAGGGCCAAGCUCUGAGCCCAGGCCAAGGCCUGCCAGCACCACAGCCAAGCCCUCUUUGGGAUGGACACCUGCCAUGGCUCAGUUCCUUGGCUCCUGUGCCCUCCAAUUUCACUGAGCCAGGCAAAGUCUCUAGCAGGGCCCCAAGGUCCAAGCCAAGUGCCUUUCAGGUCCUGUCCUCAGCACCUGCCAUAGUCCAAGUGCCAGAGUUGAGUUCAGAGGCUGAACAAGACUAAGGCCUAGGUCCUCAACAUGUCAUCCACCAACAUGAGUCCCAGGGAAGGGAACCAGUCUAGCCCAUCCCUCCUCACAGCAGGAGCCGUGAAGAGUUCCUUUCCUCAGCCCUGACCAGUAGCUACCGUCUCCACAGCCCAUCUGAAAUCUGUCUUCAUCCAUAAACGCCCAAGGACCAGGAGUCAGGAUUAUCUAGCGCUGAGUGGCUCUCAGCCUUCCUGAGGCUGAGGGUCAAGUCUUUGUAGCCAAAGGGACACUGGAGGCCUCGCCUCCAUCACUCCAGCUCAAGGUGCCAUCUCCCAGCUGCCACGCUCUUUCUGGUGACUUGCCCCAGCCUUCUUGCUUCCGUUCAGCUUGACUCCAUCCAGAACUACAUCCAUGGUUCCAUAAUGUGACUAUUCCAGGUGAUCAAUAAAGGCAAGAAGUGCUGGUGAA
Molecule: messenger RNA, 3024 nt
Organism: Peromyscus maniculatus bairdii (prairie deer mouse)
Lineage: Eukaryota; Metazoa; Chordata; Mammalia; Rodentia; Cricetidae
Source: RefSeq, a predicted model, not a curated record